UUACCGCAAAACGACGUCGGUUAGAUCAUCUUUCUCGUCUUCGAAUCUCAACAGCUUCAGUCUCCGUUUUGUUUGUGUGUGUGGAUGAGAAGCCAAAAUUUUGCCGGCGUUGUUCAAGAGGCUUGAAGCUGUCUCUCCAGCUCCUCAUUUUGAUUCUUCUCGUCACACUUUUAAGAAUCUUCUCAGAGAGUUAGCAUGUUUUGGAGUUGUAUAGGAACACACUAAGAUGAAAAUGUUACUCCUUUCAGUGAUUUGAAUCUGAUUCUGGCUUAGUAAUUCGAGAAAAAUGGGGAACACUUCCUCCAUGCUGACUCAAUACGACAUCGAAGAGGUCCAGAGCCAUUGCCAGGAUCUAUUUGAGCAGCAGGAGAUACUCUCUCUGUAUCAAAGGUUUUGCCAGUUAGAUCGCAACGCAAAGGGGUUUAUAUCUUCUGAUGAGUUUCUCUCUGUCCCUGAGUUCGCCAUGAAUCCACUCUCUCUGAGGCUGCUUAAGAUGGUUGAUGGUUUGAACUUUAAGGAUUUUGUGGCCUUCUUGUCUGCUUUCAGUGCCAAGGCUAGUCUUAAACAAAAGGUUAAACACUUGCUUGUUUCAGUGAUCUUUCAAGUGUAUGAUUCGGACUGCAACGGGAAGGUCUCCUUUAAAGAUAUCAUGGAAGUGUUGCGUGACUUAUCGGGCUCAUUCAUGUCCGAUGAGCAAAGAGAGCAAGUACUGAGCCAGGUUCUGAACGAAGCAGGCUACACGAAUGAAUCUUUCCUAACACUAGAGGAUUUCAUAAAGGUCUUUGGGAGUUGUAAACCGGAGAUGGACGUUGAAAUUCCUGUGGAUUAAGUUUAUGAGAUCAUAUAUGGUCAAACUCUUAACUCCACAUCUCAUCAUGUAUUCGUCCUCUUUGUUAGUAUUUGAUCACAUCUUAAGCAUUGUUUUCAAUUGAUUUAGAUUGAGAACUGUUCUACUACAAGCACAAUUGUUAAUGGCAUCGAAAAUAAAGUUUUAUUCUGUGCUAUAGUUA
Messenger RNA from Brassica rapa (field mustard), 1010 nucleotides. RefSeq names its product calcineurin subunit B. The record is from RefSeq and is a predicted model, not a curated record. Gene Ontology annotation, molecular function: calcium ion binding. Lineage: Eukaryota; Viridiplantae; Streptophyta; Magnoliopsida; Brassicales; Brassicaceae.